AUGAAGGUCGCUGGACUCUUCUGGCUUCUGCCUGCACUUGUUGCUGCUCAGUCAAAGACUGUUACACUAUCGCCAUGGCAGACCGGAGAAGUCACUCCUGAUGGGACUUGCGGAGAGGGCACGGGCUUUGUCUGCAGUCCUGUCUGGGGUGCUUGCUGCUCCGGGGAUGGCAUUUGUGGUCGGUCGAGCAAAUACUGUGGCGAAGGAUGUCAACCUUCUGCUGGCAACUGCAAUGCUGCUGCACCUCCUCCUGAAGCUCCCCCAGGUCCUGGAAGUGUCUCUCCAGAUGGUUCUUGCGGCGGUACAAACAAGUUCGUAUGUGGCGGAAGCCCCUUCGGAGACUGUUGUUCCGCCCAAGGUUGGUGCGGUAACUCUACCUCCCACUGCGGAAACAAUUGCCUUCCCGACUUUGGAACAUGCGGUCCUCCCAGUAACAUCACCUUCGAUGGCCAAUGUGGUGCCAACGGCAAGAUCUGUUUAGAUUCUGGCUUUGGAGACUGCUGCUCUGGCUCCGGAUGGUGUGGCGACAAGACCGAUCACUGCGGUGCUGGAUGUCAAAGUGGCUUUGGCACAUGUACUGGCGGCGACUCGGGAGAUGUCUCAACUGACGGCUCUUGCGGAAAGAAUGGCAAGACCUGCAAAGGAAGUGCCUUUGGUGACUGCUGCUCUGCCGAAGGAUACUGCGGUAAGACCGAUGACUUCUGUGCUGCUGGUUGUCAGUCCAAGUUUGGAACCUGUGCUGCCGAAACUGAUGUUUCCACUGAUGGCUUCUGUGGCAAGAACGGAAAGGUAUGCAAAGGCAGCAAAUACGGAGAUUGCUGUUCCGCGGAAGGAUACUGUGGCAAAGAAGACGGCCAUUGUGGUGCAGGCUGCCAGCCCAAGUUCGGCACAUGCGCCGCUGAGACCAACAUCUCUACCGACGGGUUUUGUGGUAAGAAUGGCAAGGUCUGCAAAGGAAGCACGUACGGUGACUGCUGUUCUGCCCAGGGCUACUGCGGCAAGGAAACGGGUCAUUGUGACGCAGGAUGCCAGAGCGCUUUCGGCAGCUGCAACAAUGCUGCUGGCAACAUCUCCACGGAUGGUCAAUGUGGCAAGAAUGGAAAGACUUGCAAGGGUAGUACGUUCGGCGACUGUUGUUCUCCUCAAGGCUGGUGCGGCAAGGAGAAGGAUCAUUGCGGUACAGGUUGUCAGUCAGGUUUUGGCACUUGUGAUGCCUCAGCUGGUAACAUCUCUACUGAUGGAAACUGUGGUAAGAAUGGCAAGAUUUGCAAGGGCAGCAAGUGGGGUGAUUGCUGCUCCAAGAAUGGUUUCUGUGGCAAGGGCGAUGACUACUGCCGUGAUGGAUGCCAGACAGCCUAUGGUCUCUGCACUGGCAUUUCCACUGAUGCUGAGUGCGGUUCGAGGAACGGAAAGACUUGUGUAGGCUCUGGCCUAGGAAACUGCUGCUCUGCCAAUGGAUUCUGUGGGAGCACUUCGACUCACUGCGGUCAGGGCUGCCAGAAGGGCUCCUCCAGUGCCUGUUUGACGAAGGACAUUCCGACUCUAGAUGGCUCAUGUGGCAGCAAAGUCGGUCUUACCUGCGCUGGUGGUCCAUUCAACGGCCAGUGCUGCAGCGCUGCAGGCUACUGCGGAACGAGCACUCAUUGCGGCUCUGGGUGUCAACGUGGUUUUGGGCGCUGCAACUAGUUAUGGUGAUACCGAUGGUUUGAGUCGGGAUGCAAUUGUUACCUAAGUUAAAGAUGAUGUUCUUAAUCUGAAGGUCAAUCACACCAUUCCUUAGGCGCCUGUAAAUAAUAAUUUGUAUAUCCUCAUGUAAUUAUCAGAGAACUCCAAG
This is a messenger RNA of Fusarium redolens, 1834 nucleotides long. RefSeq lists its product as uncharacterized. Bases 1 to 1686 code for a protein of 561 amino acids. The record is from RefSeq and is a predicted model, not a curated record. NCBI's taxonomy places the organism in Eukaryota, Fungi, Ascomycota, Sordariomycetes, Hypocreales, Nectriaceae. The transcript is spliced from 4 exons. Gene Ontology annotation, molecular function: chitin binding.